Cokeromyces recurvatus is the source of this 735-nucleotide messenger RNA. RefSeq lists its product as uncharacterized. The coding region runs from base 1 to 735 and encodes 244 amino acids. NCBI's taxonomy places the organism in Eukaryota, Fungi, Mucoromycota, Mucoromycetes, Mucorales, Mucoraceae. The record is from RefSeq and is a predicted model, not a curated record. The transcript is spliced from 3 exons.
AUGACAUCCCCUUUCUCCUAUUUUAUUGUCAUUUAUGCUGGAAAGAAUGCCGAUACCGAGAUUGCUGAAGCUUUUUUAAAAUUUAGUAAUGACAUGGGAGAAGAUUUUAAUAGGCAACAACAGUUCCCCAACAUUCAGUAUAGCACACUAAUCUCAAUAGUCAUGCGUAGCUUUGAGACACUUAUAGAGAAUCAUGUUGGAGCCAACUUCAAGCCAAAAACGUUGCGUUAUCUCUUUACGAGGCUUUCUGACACAACUGAAUUUCCGAACCACCCUUUCCGAACUGAUGUCAAACGCGACCUAGCUGAACGGGUAUAUAAUGCUAUUUGUACCAAUCAAGAAAUAAUUUACCCUGCUAAUCUGGAAGUUGCCGACAUUCACAAAGUCUCAAUCAACAAUCUUAUUGAUGAAUGCCGCCAAAGACUACAUGGCUUGAACCUGACUGAAGCAGAUUACUAUGCUAAACCUCACUUGUAUUUGCCGUGGUUAUACCAUACAGCAGAAAAAUACCAAGAAGGCAAUCCUGAUAUACAGCAAGCAAAUCAGCAAAAGUGGAAACCGUUAGCCCCUAGAGACAAUGCUGGUGAAGCUGAAAGGUCUACUGUAGUGGCGUUUGGUGGGCUCCGUGGGAAUGUACCUUCUCCAACAAGGGCAUUCAGAAAAGCCUUGCUAAAUUAUGUCAAAUCAACCAGACGCAACCAGCCAAAAUUCAAGAAAGUACGUCGUUAUGAUUGA